Molecule: messenger RNA, 318 nt
Organism: Lathyrus sativus (Indian pea)
Lineage: Eukaryota; Viridiplantae; Streptophyta; Magnoliopsida; Fabales; Fabaceae
Source: the annotation of a GenBank genome assembly
AUGGAGUGGUUGCGUACGAUUGUCAACGAUAUUGCUAAAAACAUCGAGCUCAUCAACGAGCACCAGACCGUGGAAACGGAGAAAGCCAAGUCUGAUAAAGAAAUUAAAUCAUUAAAGAAAGAGCUUGAAUCAAAAACCGAAAUUCUUGUUCAGAAAGAACAAGAGGUGGCGAAUAUUAAAACGAAAAUCGACAGAAUAAUUAGAGAGCGACUCGGCGAGCUCGAGGUGAAGUCAUCUGAUUUGGAGAAGAACAUGUUAAGUAUCAAAUCAAAGGUUGAUAAUUUGGAUAGAAGAUCAUUGCUAGAUGAACUACUUUGA